Molecule: messenger RNA, 924 nt
Organism: Onychostoma macrolepis
Lineage: Eukaryota; Metazoa; Chordata; Actinopteri; Cypriniformes; Cyprinidae
Exons: 6
Coding region: 1-924 (307 amino acids)
Source: RefSeq, a predicted model, not a curated record
AUGGCAUUGCUCUUUCUGCUGUUAUUGUUCGCGGACUGUGUGUCUGGUGCAGGAACAGAUGAGACGAUGUCAGUGAUGGAGGGAGAUUAUGUUACUCUACACACCAAUCUUACUGAAAUACAGAACGACGAUACAAUACUGUGGAUGUUUGGACCUAAGGACUUGGUUAUAUCCCAAAUAACAAGAAAGAACGAUUUUACCUCAUUUUUUGUCACUGAUGAGGCUGAAUUUAGAGGCAGAUUGCAACUAGACCAAAAAACUGGCUCUCUGACCCUCAGAAACACCAGAAUCAGACACUCAGGACAAUAUAAACUCACCAUCUCUAGAGAACAGACUACAACCAAGAUAUUUAGUGUUACUGUCUUUGAGGCCGUUGGUGAGACGGAUGGAGUGAAGUCAGUGUCAGUGACGGAGGGAAAUGCUGUCACUUUACACACUGAUACUGAAAUACACACAGAUGAUCUGAUCCUGUGGAGGUUUGGAGAUAAAGGCAUCCUCCUGGCUAAAAUCGAUGUAGAGACUAAAGAGACCUCAUUAAACGAUGCUGAUGAGAGAUUCAAAGGCAGACUUAAGCUGGAUCAGACUGGAUCUCUGACCAUCAAGAACAGCAGAACUGAACACGCUGGACUUUAUGAAGUACAGAUCAAAGGCCAUGAGAGCUCACAGCGAUUCCUUCUUUUUGUCACGACUGUUUCAGAAUUGACUCUGUCUUCUGGUGAAAUAGCAGCGAUAGUUGCUGCUGUUCUGCUGGUGUUGGCUGCAGUUUUAGCUGUCGUGGUGAUUUACUAUCGCCGAAAGAUUACUGCACUGCAAACAGAGAGGAAAGAUCCAGUGACUGAGGGAGGUUCUGUCACUCUACACACCAAUGUUACUAAACUACAUAAAGAUGAUGUGAUACAGUGGUGCGAAGAAAACGAAACCUGA